Molecule: messenger RNA, 906 nt
Organism: Prunus dulcis (almond)
Lineage: Eukaryota; Viridiplantae; Streptophyta; Magnoliopsida; Rosales; Rosaceae
Exons: 2
Coding region: 151-606 (151 amino acids)
Cellular component (GO): mitochondrion
Source: RefSeq, a predicted model, not a curated record
AUGUUUCUUGUCCGAAAAGAAGGAUCAAACUGACAAAAAAUUAUAAGAAACCAGUAACCCACUUUACCUUAAAGUCCACAAAAACCCUAGCAUUCUCUCAAAAAAACCUCACCGGCUCCCCAAAAUCUCAACUUUUUUUUUUGUCCAUCAAUGGCUUCCAUCCUCAGUGCUGGCCGAUUCAAAGAGCUCCUGAAGAAGUACGGAAAGGUGGCACUUGGGGUCCAUUUCUCAGUCUCAGCUGCCUCAAUUACAGGCCUCUACGUAGCCAUCAACAACAACCUCGACGUGGAGUUGCUGCUCGACAAGCUUCACAUGGGAAGCGUCUCCUCCAAAGACGAAAGCGCCCAAAACCCACCCGAAAUCUCUGAUGGGUCGGUGUUUCGCGACAGACCCACCUCCGAAAUUGGCCCAUCAACGGUUGUGAUUGAGGAAAAGAAGAGGAAUCGGACGGCUGAGCUCGCGGCUUCAACUGGUGGGGCACUAGCAUUGGCUGUGCUCUGUAACAAGGCUCUGUUUCCCCUUCGGGUUCCGAUUACUCUGGCGCUUACACCACCGUUGUCGAGGUUUUUGGCUCGGAGAAGGUUCAUCAAGACCGGUGGUCUAUGAACAUCUUUUGCUGGGGAAGGAGCACUGGGACCAUAACAGCCAUGAAAGUUUUAGUAAUUAUCGAUGACGACAACACGUGGAAUCCUCCGGUUUGCACAGAGUAGUGAAAGUAGAUUCAGUUUAAGCAUUGCAGGGGAACAAUGCACCUGUUCCAAACCAGUGAGAGGAGAAUUAUGUUAUUGCUAAAAAUGGGUUCUCCAAUCCCAUAAUUAUUAUUUUUUGUACUAGAUUUGGAUGUGUGAUAUUAAACUUAUUUUGUUCUUAUUAAUAAUGUGCUUGUUACACAUUCAAAUACUCAAA